Messenger RNA from Symbiodinium necroappetens, 1494 nucleotides. NCBI's taxonomy places the organism in Eukaryota, Dinophyceae, Suessiales, Symbiodiniaceae. The record is from the annotation of a GenBank genome assembly.
AUGGCAUCUGCGGGGGCAGCAAUCCUGGCCCAAGACUCCCUGUCAGGGCGGCGGAUCAGGUUUCAAGAAUUGGAAACGAUCACAGAGCAGAUCGGACGGGGGAUACAAAGGCUGUUCAGAUGGCUGGCGGCGAGCGAACUUCCAGCUGCGCGAGACGGUCUGGCUUGCUUGGACCACGUGGCGGCCUUGUGGGACUACUUGGAGACGGACCAAGCCCGCGGGGACCUGCACCCCGGCCGGGCCACCGGGGAUCGCAUUUCUGCCGUCGCCGAAAUCCUGGACACGGCAGCCGACUUCCUGGCUGCGCUCGACAACGGGGCCGAACCAGAGAGCUGCAAUGCGGACAAUGGCAUUCAGUGUGGGGAGCCAUGGUCAGGGAACGAUGUUGAUUAUCGGGCGAUCCUGUCCACAGUGGUGCCCCCAAACGCCUGCGUGUACGUCAUGCAGCAACCUGUGUCUCCCACGCCGGGCAACGCCACGGCGAAUCUCGAAAUUUCGUCUGCAUCGUUGACAACGACGACAACGGCGAGCCCCACAACCACCACCUUGACGACAACCUCAAGCACCACUGCAUCGGCGACAACUACAUUCAGUGCGACGACCACCACCACAACGACGACCGCAACGACAACCUCAAGCACCACUGCAUCGGCGACAACUACAUUCACUUCGACGACCACCACCACCACGACGACCGCAACGACAACCUCAAGCACCACAGCACCAGCGACAACUACAUUCACUUCGACGACCACCACCACCACGACGACCACCACCACAACAGCGCUGUGCCGACAGUACCCUGCCUCCUGUUUGGAUCUCUUUCAGAAUGGGAGCUUGGCUGAUGGCGUGUACACCGUGAAAGUCAGAGAUUUGGAUGACAAUGUCCAAGACACGGACCUAUUCUGUGACAUGACCAACGGAGGUUGGACCCUGGUCGGCCAAAUUGCUGUCCAGAUCGCCAUCAACAACGAUUGGCUUCGUGCCUACCACAACGAAUCCCAGCUUCAAGCUCGAACCAUCACCAACAAUACGUGGGCCAGCAUUCCUGCAAUCGACAUGGCCGUGAACUGCGCAUCGGAGGUCCGGCUCAGUAACGACGAUGCCAGCAAAUCCGUGAGGUGGGAGAUGGACGCGGACCGCGAAAUCUCGACUUGGUGGAACCAGUCUGCAGGGAGGGGCGUGAUCAACGCCGCACCAGGCCACCAAGUGCUUGUCCAUGACCAAAGUGGCGACAACGAGACCUGUUGGCAAAAUCGCUACGGCAUCAUGAAGCAAUCGCUUCACGGCGGAUCGUACCCCGCUGCUACCAUCAACGAUCAAGGCACCACAUUGACGGAUGAUCUCUGCUUGGCUGUUGGUGUGCUACCCUUGGGUUCCACAUCCAACGGGUUUUCUCAAAAUGGGAACGGAUACGACGCUCCCACAGACAACACUGACUGGCCAAACGCUGAACUGAAAGGUAUCCCCAGUCUUAAUGUCUGGCUGAAGUAA